AUGCUUUGUCAUCGAGCGGCGUCAUACCGUUUGACCCAUGUCGUUUGUGCUUCCGGUCCUACGACAAGGCAAGUGCGCUGGCGACAGUGGCUGUUCCCACAAGCCACAAAGGGCUGGCGGCCUGAACGGUUUGAACAUGAAGGCCAAGCACUCCAGUUUGCAAGACAGUCAAAGCGCAUUCCCAUCUGGAAGCUGGGAUGGGCCACGUCCAUCUCAAGGAACUAUUUGGAGAAGGUGGAGCAGGGCGAAGCCAGGCUCCUGCCCGAGUGCCGUGAGGAGCUGGAGCGUGUGCUCGGGGUGCCGUUGAAGCGGCGGCGCAAAUCUCGAUUAGACAGAACGCCUUGA
Molecule: messenger RNA, 345 nt
Organism: Symbiodinium necroappetens
Lineage: Eukaryota; Dinophyceae; Suessiales; Symbiodiniaceae
Source: the annotation of a GenBank genome assembly